Molecule: messenger RNA, 2417 nt
Organism: Rhagoletis zephyria (snowberry fruit fly)
Lineage: Eukaryota; Metazoa; Arthropoda; Insecta; Diptera; Tephritidae
Biological process (GO): G protein-coupled receptor signaling pathway
Cellular component (GO): plasma membrane
Molecular function (GO): dopamine neurotransmitter receptor activity, coupled via Gi/Go; G protein-coupled receptor activity
Source: RefSeq, a predicted model, not a curated record
UGCAAAACCAAGCGCUUCCGCCCGCUUCAGUGAAUCGCAUAGUUGCUUAAAGUGGCCAAAAACGAAUAGCAGUUGCCAGAGAUCAACAAAAAUCGAGCAUAUUAUAAAAGCCAAUUGAACCAAAAAAAAACAACAAGUCACCAAUUAGCAGCUUUUUAAGUUUUCAUUAACCAUAAAAAGUAUAUCCUCCAGAGCUGCUUUCUUCCUACAGUCGGCACCUACUACAUUCGUCCCUUCAACAUGUCCGAGUUUCGUUUCUUCUCAUUCACCGAUUUCCAAUACCGCGCCAAUGACUCAACGCUCUUCACGUUGCCCAUCACGCUUUCGACAAAGAGCACACCGGCCGACAAUGAGAUGUCCGAUGACUUGAAUGUGCCGUACAUGGUUUUCGAGAUAUUAGUUGCCAUUUUUGCCGUUGUCGGUAAUUUUAUGGUAAUUGUGGUUUUUCAACGCGAACGCAAACUUCGUCGUCGUACAAAUUAUUAUAUAGUUUCUUUGGCGAUGGCAGACUUUCUGGUCGGCUCGCUGGGUGUGCCAUUUGCGGUGCUGGCAUCGGUGGGUUUGCCAAGAGAUUUGUAUACCUGCCUCUUCACCGUUUCACUGUUGGUGGUGUUGUGCACAAUUUCCAUUUUCUGCUUGGUGGCCGUAUCGGUGGAUCGUUAUUGGGCCAUACUAUAUCCGAUGGCAUAUUCGCGAAAUGUGCGCACGCGUACGCGCGCACUCACCGACUCUUCAUACAGUGAUUGUGAUAUGCAAAAGAAAAGCGCUGGCCAUACACCGCCAGCCAAGGGCCGAUUGCUGAAGACGGCACAUCAACGCCGGUUAUCCCAACUGGAUGCUGUUGAGCAAGCACGCGGCGGUUGUAGCACUGGUGAUACAGAUGGUGGCGGCUUCGGCGGCGGUAUCGGUUCCUGUUCACGAUCUACUUCCAGCUUAUCGGGACUCAGUAAUGCGGGAGUUUAUGUCGUUGAAAAGGACACGAGUCCGUUGUCGCCACCACGAAAGCGUAAAUUCAAGAAAGCGCAACGCCUGCCUAUGAACAGCAACAAGGCGGCUGAAUCAAGCAAUAAUAAGACGGCAUCUGGAGUGAAUAAAAACAGUCGAUCAUAUUCCUGUACCAGCGAGUCCAUGUCCACGCCCACCAAAGAGGUGGCGAAUGGCACAAAAGUGACGCAAACGCCGCCGACAAACACACAUUCCAACAGCGCCAGCAAUGGCAAAAACGCGCCCAAAGCGCCUACCCACAAUAACAGUAACAACGGUAGCAAUAAUCAUAACAAUUACAAUUUUAAUUGUCACACGACAGAGCGGCUGCCGCAUACGAUCCAUUGUCAUGGCCACGACAAGUUCAGUCGGUUGCGCGCUGUCAGUCACCUCAUUUUUCCGCCCAUCGUGAAGCACUCCAGUCUCUUUCAUUUAUUCCAACCGAGCGCGACCAGUGCGGAAAAUGUAACAGCGAACAAUGCGAGUACAGUCGAUACAGUUGCAACAACUACCGCCGAAUCAAGCGCUUGUGCUACAACAACGGCAACAAUAGCGAGUCCAGAUUCAGUUGCUUCCAGCGGAACGAGUAAAGCGCCUACUACUACUACUACUACGAGCGAGUGCAGCGAGCAAACGCCUCAAGCGACUGCCGCGUCGCGCAUCGCUUCCGUGGAUGAGUCAAUUAAGACGACAGUUACCGAUUUAACAGAUCCAGCACCGACGCCGCAGUCCAGAGCGCAGCCACCGCCUCCAACAAUAGAUGCACGUUUGAGUUAAGCGCUGAGAGGAGGAGGACUGAAUGUAGGUACUGACAGGCAUUUGUUUCCAUAUUUUUUUCUAAUUUAGUUAUACGAUUUUAUCGAUAAGGGAUUAUUAAUUUAAAUUACUAUAUACAUGCAUAACUAUUAGAUGAAUACGUGCCGUACGAGUGUACGUACAAACGGGCAUAUGUUUGUACGUUUAGUUUUACUGUUAUUUUAUAGUUGUAAACGAAUACUCAUUCUAAGUGUACUGGUAUGUAGUUAAUGUAGUUUUUAAUUAUUUACCUUCAUGUGUGAGUGUGUGUGUGUGCAUACAUAUAUACUACAUGCAUAUUUAUUACUAAUGUAUGUACGUACAUACAUACAUACAUAUGUAUAUCAAUGUAAGGAUUGGUAUUCAUGCAUUUGGUGCGAGUUUACUAAGAAUUUGCAUACGGCAAUUAAUUGAAUAAAAAAAGGCUUUCAAAUGGCGUUUAAAUGUAAAUGAUGUCUGCGUGUGCUAAGAAUUUUUUAAUCUUAAAAUUAAGAAAAAUACUUAUAUUACCACCCAGUGCAUGAAUUGAAUGUAACAGAGGAAAAAUCAAGCAGGAAAAACUUUAGGCAAGAAAAAACGGCAAAGCUUGGUAUUUGAUAAUGUUAAUGUUUUAAAUCCCAUAGCUGUCAAUUGUAAAA